Messenger RNA from Labrus mixtus (cuckoo wrasse), 2499 nucleotides. RefSeq names its product endothelin-1 receptor-like. Gene Ontology annotation, molecular function: endothelin receptor activity. The record is from RefSeq and is a predicted model, not a curated record. The transcript has 7 exons. Lineage: Eukaryota; Metazoa; Chordata; Actinopteri; Labriformes; Labridae. Gene Ontology annotation, cellular component: membrane. Bases 388 to 1863 code for a protein of 491 amino acids. Gene Ontology annotation, biological process: regulation of blood pressure; G protein-coupled receptor signaling pathway; enteric nervous system development.
UUAGAGUCUAGAUUCUGUUCCCAAGCUACAUAAAGUUCCAAACUUUUCAGACUUUAAAGUUCCAAAGUCUGCUCUAGAUUCACAGCGUUUUGGAAAAGGGUUCUGGGAAUACCAAAAAAGGUUUUGGAACUGGUACCUGAAAUAGGUUCCGUUGAAAUAAGUGCAGGUCCCAGAUUGGUUUCUGGAAUCACAGUGGAUCCUAGAAUUGGUUCCAAAGCGACAUAAAGUUCUAGAAUCCCUGCAGGUUCAAAAUUUUUCCCUUGGAUUGCAGCUUUCCAGAAAAGGGUUCUGGAAUUGUAGACGGUUCUAGAACCUGUAUUCUGAGUAGGUAUUGUAAAAAGAGCAGGUUCCCCAGGGUUCUGGACAACAAAAUCUUGAUCAAGAAGGAUGGUUUCUGGAGUCUCAAAAGUGGACUCUGUAAAAGGUUCUGGAAUCAAAACGAGACCGAGAUUGGGUUCCGGGUCUCCAUCAGCACCCGGGAGGUUAACCAUGCUUCUUGUCGCCUUGUGUUUGGCGUUUGUCGGUCCGGUUGGUUGUCAGGGUAACUCAUCGUCUGAGCCACCUCUGUCAGAUCUGAUGAUGUUGGACCGGCCUGACUUCCACGGGACCGACUCACCUCUAGAACCGGCGCUGGACCUCCAGAUCCAGACCUCGGACAGAGAGACACACCUGGUUCAAGAGACCGUCAACAAAGCCUUAUCCUCGAUGGAAAAAGUCAAAGCAAAACAUAGCAGUAAGCUGAAACACAAACCUGAAAGAAAACCUCACCCGCCUUCCUCUAACUCCUCUCUGGCGGUUCAUAAACGUCCAGUAUCGCCUCCUAGCUGCCUGGAGGCCACAUCGAUCAAAACCGCCUUCAAGUACAUCAACACGGUGCUGUCAUGUGUGAUCUUUGCUGUUGGGAUCAUUGGGAACGCCACCCUGCUGAGGAUUAUCUGUCAAAAUAAAAGCAUGAGGAAUGGACCCAACCUCCUGAUAGCCAGCCUGGCCCUGGGAGACCUGAUUUACAUCGCCAUUGACAUACCGAUCAACGUGUACAAGCUCCUGGCGAUGCGGUGGCCCUUCGCUGACAGUGUGUUUGGUCUGUUCCUCUGUAAGCUGUUCCCCUUCCUGCAGAAAGCUUCAGUGGGCAUCACCGUCCUCAACCUGUGUGCUCUGAGCGUGGACAGGUAUCGUGCGGUGGCGUCCUGGUCGCGGGUUCAGGGCACGGGUGUUCCCACGGUAACAGCCGUUGAGAUAGUCGUGAUCUGGCUGCUGUCCCUCCUGUUGGCGGUGCCCGAGGCCAUCGGCUUCAACAUGGUCACCUUCGACUACAAGAACGUUACCAUGACGACCUGCAUGCUGCAGCCCACGACACCCUUCAUGACGUUCUACAGGGACGCCAAGGACUGGUGGCUGUUCGGCUUCUACUUCUGCGUCCCGCUGACCUGCUCAGCUGUGUUCUACGGACUCAUGACCUGUGAGAUGCUCCGACACCAGAAGGGAAGUCUGAGGAUCGCACUGAGCGAGCACCUCAAACAGCGUCGAGAAGUAGCUAAAGCCGUGUUCUGCCUGGUGCUGAUCUUCGCUCUGUGCUGGUUUCCUCUUCACCUGAGCCGCCUUCUGAAGAGAACCGUCUACAAACCUCAUGACGCACACCGCUGCGAACUCCUGAAUUUCCUGUUGGUGCUCGACUACUUCAGCAUCAACAUGGCCACCAUCAACUCCUGCAUCAAUCCCAUAAUUCUCUUCUUCGUCUCCAAGAAGUUCAAAAACUGCUUCAAGUCCUGUCUGUGUUGUUGGUGUUAUUCUGGCUCUCUCUCCAACAGCAUGCUGCCGCUUCACCACGGGACGAGCCUGCAGUACAAACACACUGACCACUGAGACAAAGAGAGACACAAACAUAUCCACACAGCGACACAACUCAACCAGACACGCCCACAUCGAUACAACACAUAACCACUAUAUCGAUCUGUUAAUGUGUCGUUUUUAAACCUUUUCAAUGUGUAUUUAUUCAUCUCUAAAUGUUUUAUUUCCCCACAGACUUUUAAUUAUAUAUACAGUCACAUGUUAAUAAAAGCUUUUGUCAGGAGUUAAGACUUUGCUCUCAGAGGAAAUAUUGAUUGCACAUAAUUAAGAAUCACAUAUUUAUGUUGUUUUUCUGUAAGCCAUGCUGUGUUUUUAUCUUUGUGUUUUAUAUGUCAAAUAUACAUUUUUCCUGUGAUGACAUAAAACAGCUGUGAGCGCCCUCUAGUGGCUGACACUGUCAUUACACACAACAAUCUAUUACUGAAAGAGGAAACUGAGGUUGUUUUAGAGCCUUAACGUCCUCUGAUGGGACCUAAAAUGACCUGAAGGUGGCGCUAAUGGAGUCAUAAAGUAGAAGCCAGAACAUAAACAGUAAUGUUUAUUAUCAGGGCUUUAAAUCCAGCAGACAUCUGGUCAAGUAUCUGUUCAUACUGCUGACAUCUACGUUCAGUCUGACAUUUUAACAUGUUUUUAUAUAUUUGUAUUUAUCAA